This is a messenger RNA of Phytophthora sojae, 777 nucleotides long. RefSeq lists its product as hypothetical. The record is from RefSeq and is a predicted model, not a curated record. Lineage: Eukaryota; Oomycota; Peronosporomycetes; Peronosporales; Peronosporaceae. Bases 1 to 777 code for a protein of 258 amino acids. The transcript is spliced from 4 exons.
AUGCACCUGGCAGCGCUCUCCACCAUUCUGCAGAGGUUUGGUAAGAGUAUCAACCAGGUCUGCUUUCUGAUAAGUGAUAACAGUGCUGUGAAUAAGCGUCUGGCUCGCAUCAUGGGUGUGCCGCUCGUGGGCUGCGCGAGUCACCGACUAAACCUGGCAGUCCGCCUGUACACGGCCCCACUGGAGAACGCGCUGGCUGGCAUCCAGAAGCUCAUGGUCAAGCUGAGAACUCUGAAUCACGCGGCGAAACUACGUUUCAAGACGACACUUCGCCCUGUGCUGCGCAACGACACUCGCUGGAGCUCCACCUUUGCGAUGCUCGACCAUUACGUGCGGCUUUUGGAGUUCAUCGACCGCGAGGACGAUGCUGUAGCGGAGCUGCUCCCGUCUCCCAGCGUGCACAAAAAGCUCAAGGGCCUCCUGGAAGACCUCAAGCAGUUCGAAUCAGUGUCCAAUCGUUUAAAGUCCGAGUCGGUAUCGCUGUGGGAGGUGCGGGUCAUGUUCGACGCGCUAAUCGCCGAGAAACCUGCUCUCAAGCAAUACCUUGGACCGCGGGCGGAUAUUGUGGCGUCUCCCGACUUUGAGUCUGCCUGCCUUAUCAACGUCAUCCCUCCCACCUCCAACCUGACCGAGCGUCUCUUCAGCAUGGCGAGAUCGACUUUUGGCCUGGAGCGCCACUCGCUUUCGGCGCAGUCGAUCGAGAUGAUCCUCUUCUUAAAGGUAAACAGGUCUUACUGGGAUGCCCCGUUAGUGCACGAAAGCAUUAAGGUUUUUUAA